AUCAACAGAUUUUUUAAAAGUCUGUUGGCUUGAAAAGUGGUUUAAAUAAAUCUUGAACGUUGUCUACGUAAUUUUUUAACGAGACAAGGAAGUUAAAAACAAGAGAAUAACAUAGUCGUGACGAGAAUUUUAGCUGUACAUUCCUUGUCUGUCUUACACAGAUGUCCGAGAAAUGGUUGUUUUUGUCAGUAUAGUGUUAUUUUGCACAUAUGUCAAGCUAAUUCUGUGUGAUUUAUGCGAUCCAAACCAUGGAAGUGAAGGAGCCUAUGACUGUGUACACAUGCCUAAGUAUAACGGGUAUCAAUGGGCUGUUUGUCUGUCAAGUCAUUCCUUGAAAACACACACAUCCGGGUAUAUGGAUUGUCAUGGGUCUGCCUUUUGCUGGCUACCGUGUACUCAGAGUGUGAAUCCUAACAUCGAACAAGGUCAUGUUGCACACGAAUGCAUCUGCGAUCCAACUGAAAACGAAAGAAGAAAAAGGUCCUUAUUGGCGGAAGGGAGAAAGAUGGAAGUUACAGUGUCGCCAGUAUGUUACAUUCCUGCCAUGGAGAGCAAUUGUCAGUGGUACUCCAGCUGCUUAGAGUCCCACUCAGCAUGUGAAGAAAGCGAUUUUCAUUAUGCCAUUUCAUAUGGAAAAGCUAUUUGUUCUAUCUUUCUGGAAAGUUUUAAUUCAUUUUCAGAAGAUGGGAAAAGUUGGAUCAUGUCAUCUCAGAAAUGUAUUGAAGAUAGACUGAGAUCAAUACUAAUGCCAAAUGACACUUCAGAUUGUAAGAACGUUCACAAUCGUGCGUACAAAGCUCACACAGACUGCUACUUACGACAAAGCAACCCUGGAUUCUGCAAUCUUCAGCAUGUGGAUCAAAUGAAGAUCUACUGGAGCAUAAAACAAGUUUAUCAAAAUGCAUUUAGUGAAUAUUUCGACAAAGGCAUGGCGGAAUUUAGAACCUGCCUUCGAAAUGACGUUUACAUGGAGCAAAUAGAAUAUGUAUUUUAUAUAGAGAAGAAUAUCAAUAAACUUUAUGAAGUUGACGAGAAAGACUUUGCGAUGGCUUUGGCAGAAAAGUUUGCAUUCUCGUCACAUGGAGUAGACUGGGAUGUAGAUUUAAACAUGUACAAUCGAUCAAGGUCUAAACGAGAUACCGAUUUCUCCAGGUCAAAGAUGUAUCAGCCGAUUCGUGUGCUUGUCAGUAGAAAGCAGGUGGAUUUAGUGGACCGUUCACGGAGAAGUCCAAAUCAAAACCAUCUGAGGAAAACGGAUGAAAGCGAAUAUGAUAAGGAAUUUUUGGAAAACCUGGAUAAAAAUAUUAUCAAUGGCUUGAAAGAAGAAAAUUUUCAAGUGUUGGAUAUUGAUGUAAAGAAACGAAAGAAGAGGACCAUUGGUGCAUUGCUUGUAACCGCUGGAGUUGUCUUCAGCUGUUUCCUAGGGCUGCCUACAUGCAUAAGCUCUGUCCUAGUUAUUCACACCUACAGACAGGGAGUGUUGCCAGACACACCCAAGGACAUCGAUCCUAAAUUUAUCCUUCAUACAAAAAUCACAUCCAAUAUUUAUUUGAGUUUUUCUAAUGCCUCAAGCCUAUCACACUUCUCUCCUACCAAACCUACCUACAUCAUUGUCCAUGGUUAUCGCAAUAGUGGCGAUGAGGAUUGGAUUAAGAACAUGACAUCACGUCUUCUGGAUAAGAAAGACGCCAAUGUCAUCGUAGUUGAUUGGGAAAAAGGUGCCAACCAAUGGUGGUACCAUUAUGAACAAGCUGCAGUGAAUACAGAAGUGGUAGGAACCAUUCUGGCUCUGCUGGUAGAAAGUCUAGAGCAUCAUCGGGGGGCCAGCAAAACACAUAUUCAUAUCAUCGGACAUAGCCUUGGGGCUCAUGUGGCAGGAUUCGCUGGCAGUGCUCACAAGGAAACCCGAUAUCAACGAAUCACAGGUAUGGAUCCUGCCGGCCCAUUUUUCAGAGAUAAGAAUGCGAACGCAAGAUUGGAUGAAACAGACGCUCAUUUCGUUGACGUGAUUCACACAAACGGUGGAUAUAGGAGUUACUCGGAUCUUGGUUACUUAGACCCAAUGGGUCACUUGGAUUUUUAUCCCAAUGGUGGUGAACAUCAGCCGGGAUGCUACCGUAAGAGUUUAAAUACAUGUAGCCAUUCUCGAGCUCACCAAUUUUUUACGGAAUCCAUUUUAUCCGAUCAAAAAUUCAAGGCCUGGGAAUGUGGGAGUCUGGAUCAAUGUAAAUCAGGAGAUGGAAUAAACACCACCGGACGGUCUGACAACAGGAUGGGGUUCUACACAGAGAAUGUCGAGGGAAACAAAAUGUACUACUUGAAAACGAACAAAACAUCGCCCUAUAGCACGCCCUGACGACACGAGGAUGGGUGUUUCAUACUGUAUACUAAUAUCUAAUCGAGAAACACAUAUGGGAGAUUGUUACAAACAAUAUUCGCGAACACAUACACACUAUGUGUAAAGAUGUUCUUGCAAAUACUUGUCACACGUGAAUGUAAGUUGAUUUACAGUAUUCACUGAUUUUUUUACAGGUACAUGUACAUAUGUUUAGUCAAAUAGAACAAAGGCUUAUCAUUCUUACUGUUUUAACCAUUAAAUACUAUCAAAUCUUA
Molecule: messenger RNA, 2613 nt
Organism: Ostrea edulis (European flat oyster)
Lineage: Eukaryota; Metazoa; Mollusca; Bivalvia; Ostreida; Ostreidae
Exons: 6
Coding region: 173-2356 (727 amino acids)
Biological process (GO): lipid metabolic process
Cellular component (GO): extracellular region
Molecular function (GO): hormone activity; lipase activity
Source: RefSeq, a predicted model, not a curated record